AUGUCCCAAAUGGAGAUGUCUCUUCUGCGUCUCAAUGGACAGAAGCUCUGUGAUGACACCAAGUUGAAGUCGCGGACGUGGAGCUCGGGAAUGGAAGCUUGCAGUGCCGCGCGACAUCAGAACUGGGCGGGACCCGCUCACUCGACGCUGUGGACAACUGGACACUGUGGCAGUCACCUGAUGCAUCUGUAA
Messenger RNA from Penicillium diatomitis, 192 nucleotides. RefSeq lists its product as uncharacterized. The record is from RefSeq and is a predicted model, not a curated record. The coding region runs from base 1 to 192 and encodes 63 amino acids. Lineage: Eukaryota; Fungi; Ascomycota; Eurotiomycetes; Eurotiales; Aspergillaceae. The transcript has a single exon.